AUGAGAGAAGCGCGAGGCGUCGGGGCUUCGGGCACUUAUGGGAAGAAAGCAGUCGCGAGGGCCGCCGCUAAUUUACGACUCAUCUGCAUAAUGCGGCGGGAGAUUACGCGCCAGGGCUGCCAGCUGCCCCCACCGCCGCGCGUUGCGUUCGGGCUGCGGCGUCCCCGCCGGCCAGCCCUGUGCCCGGGACAGUUUCCCAUGAUGCCGGCGCUGUCGGCUUAUCGCGUGGCGCCUGCAUUAGUGGGCGCGGGCGCUCUGCCCCCGGCCUCCCCCCUCCGACCCCUCCGGCCCCGGGAGCCCUGCCGUGGCGCCGCCGCUCUUAGCCCGCGACAACGUUUCCAAUGGCCCUUUUUUUCCCCGUCCACUCUCCAUGUCGAAGGUAAU
Messenger RNA from Iphiclides podalirius (scarce swallowtail), 384 nucleotides. NCBI's taxonomy places the organism in Eukaryota, Metazoa, Arthropoda, Insecta, Lepidoptera, Papilionidae. The record is from the annotation of a GenBank genome assembly.